CAGCAUGGAUAUGAUAUGAUGGAUGCAGAGCAGACGCAGACAGAGAGGCGCCGCCAAGAAGAUAAGGCUGCACCCACCCCGUCCCCUCAUCUCAUUCCGCUUUGAGCUUGCUUGCAGCUCCAGCUCCCCUCGUCUCUUGGUGGCUACGCCAUGGCCACCGUAGUCCUGAUGAGCUGCAGCCUCCGCGCGCCGGCCUGCAGCGGCUUAUCUGGCGUCCGCGCCGCCCCGGCACCGGCCAUCGUCGCCAUGCCCGCCGCCAAGCAGCAGGUUGUUGGCCGCGGCGCCAGGCUGCGCGCGCAGGCCACCUACAACGUGAAGCUCAUCACGCCCGACGGCGAGGUAGAGCUGCAGGUGCCCGACGACGUGUACAUCCUGGACCAGGCCGAGGAGGAAGGGAUCGACCUGCCCUACUCGUGCCGCGCGGGGUCCUGCUCCUCCUGCGCCGGCAAGGUCGUCUCCGGCAGCGUCGACCAGUCCGACCAGAGCUUCCUCGAAGACGACCAGGUCGCCGGCGGCUGGGUGCUCACCUGCGCCGCCUACCCCACCUCCGACGUCGUCAUCGAGACGCACAAGGAGGAGGAGCUCACCUCCUCUUCGUAAUCCGAUCCAGUAUAUGCGGCUUUCAUUGCUUAUUAAUUAUCUCAGCUCCCUUGAUUAUAUAUAUAUAUAUAUAUAUAAUUAAACCCUACGUCGUGCGUGCUAUAGCUAUAGCUAUAGCUAUACUAUACUUAAUUGGUUUGCAAUUCAGCUAUAUGCAUAAUGCAUGCUAGCUGUGGCUAUUUAUAUCUGGUUUAUUUGCAAUUGAUCGAGCUAUUUUUUUUGUGUUAAUGUUUCAGCUCCAUAUAAAUAAUGUAAUGUUUAAAUGAUAUGCUUGUCUAUGAAAUAUUGAAAUAAAACUUAAUUUGUACUGCCAUAUUUAA
Molecule: messenger RNA, 920 nt
Organism: Panicum virgatum (switchgrass)
Lineage: Eukaryota; Viridiplantae; Streptophyta; Magnoliopsida; Poales; Poaceae
Product: ferredoxin-like
Exons: 2
Coding region: 151-600 (149 amino acids)
Biological process (GO): electron transport chain
Molecular function (GO): electron transfer activity; 2 iron, 2 sulfur cluster binding
Source: RefSeq, a predicted model, not a curated record